CCUUAACCAGCCUCAGAUUGAGGUCAAUGAGAUCUGUCAGGUGAAACCGCAAAUCUCUUUAAGCGCUUCAGAGCUCCCCCUUCAGUCUGCAUGAAUCCUACAAGAAAUGUCAGUGUGUCUGUGUCCAUGUUUGGAGGGGUCUGCUAAAUUAGCUUAGCGAGCCCCCCUUUGCUGUGAAUGUUGUAUUGUGUGUGGAGGAAACUGGCUCUGUUAAUCCCUCUAAUCAGCAAACACCAUACACCCCACAUUUAAGACCACUUUUAGGCCUGCCUCCACCCACAUCUGGUUUGAUUUCUAUUUCGGUCCCGAUGUCAGAUGAAUCUAGUUUCCUGCUACAGGUGCAACAAUCAGCACCAAGUUAUUUAACUACACACGCCUCUCUUUUAAAGGCACCUAAGAACGGCAUAGAGAGAUAAGCACUUGAGCCGAUGUUCAUCUUCCGCUGAGCACAGCAAAGUCCCCCUAAAGGUUAGAUCACUCCUCCACUGUUGUAUGUCUGCUUCUCCUCACACCUUUCACCCUGCCCUAAAACACCCCUCGUCCUUGCUCUCCAUUGGCCCUCCUGAGUCAGGUGGGCGGGGGAUACCCGAAAUCCUCUCCUAAGUCAGGAAAAUGCUCAAACGUUCUCCAGUAUUUGCUGCAGGCGGUUGACGCACCAGCUGCGCAGUUGACGGCACCGGUCGGAGAGUAGGCGAUCACCGGGGACCCUACUUCCAUUUUUUCCCCGACACUUGGCUUUUGAGCAGAAGGGCCCCACACAGGGAAAAGUAGGAUGGGGGCCGGAGCGAGCGCCGAGGAGAAACACUCCAGAGAGCUGGAGAAGAAGCUGAAGGAGGAUGCCGACAAGGAUGCAAGGACUGUCAAGCUGCUGCUGCUAGGUGCUGGAGAAUCAGGGAAGAGCACAAUCGUCAAACAGAUGAAAAUUAUCCACAAAGAUGGUUACUCACUUGAAGAAUGCUUGGAGUUCAUCACCAUCAUCUACAGCAACACCCUGCAGUCGAUCAUGGCCAUUGUGAAGGCCAUGAGCACACUCAACAUCAGCUUCGGCCACGCUGACCAGCAGGAUGACGCUAGGAAGCUCAUGCACCUUGCAGACACCAUUGAGGAAGGCACCAUGCCUAAAGAGCUGUCAGACAUCAUUCUGCGCCUGUGGAAGGACAGUGGCAUACAGGCGUGCUUUGACAGGGCCUCCGAGUACCAGCUCAACGACUCUGCUGGAUACUACCUGAAUGACUUGGAGCGACUGGUCCAACCGGGCUACGUGCCCACCGAGCAGGAUGUGCUGCGAUCAAGAGUGAAGACCACCGGUAUCAUCGAGACCCAGUUCUCCUUCAAAGAUCUCCAUUUCAGGAUGUUCGAUGUGGGUGGCCAGAGGUCAGAGAGGAAGAAGUGGAUCCACUGUUUCGAAGGUGUGACCUGUAUCAUCUUCAUUGCUGCUUUGAGCGCCUACGACAUGGUGCUGGUGGAGGACGAUGAAGUGAAUCGAAUGCACGAGAGUCUGCACUUGUUCAACAGUAUCUGCAACCACCGCUACUUCGCAGCCACCUCCAUCGUACUCUUCCUCAACAAGAAAGAUGUGUUCAUUGAGAAGAUCAAGAAAGCUCAUCUGAGCAUGUGCUUCCCUGAUUACGAUGGUCCUAACACUUACGAGGAUGCUGGUAACUACAUCAAACUCCAGUUCUUGGACCUGAACAUGCGCCGAGACAUCAAAGAAGUCUACUCCCACAUGACCUGCGCCACAGACACAGAGAACGUCAAGUUUGUGUUCGAUGCCGUAACCGACAUCAUCAUCAAAGAAAACCUGAAAGACUGUGGUCUCUUCUAAGAGCCGCGCGGAGACGCCCACUGAAGGGUGAUGUUGUAGCCCCAUCACACCCCACAAAAUCCCUUCUUGAUUCAAACUGAGGAUGAAUGAAGAUGAGAAACCUUUCCCCUCAAACCGGCGAACGCAAAGAAAUAAAGACCAAAUUUGUUGUGUUCCAAGUUCCACUAAGACCAGGUCCACUAAGACCACAAGACGGCUCAUGAGUCAGAAAACCCUGUGCAGAUUUCAGAUGAGUUGAAUUUAUAGUAACUUCUCUCUCGAGUCUCGUGAACUUCUCUUCAGGGGGCUAUGCAAUCUGUAGUUAAGACAUCAAAAGCUUCUGUCAGCAUAAAGUGUUUUCUUCUGACACGUACUAAUGUGAAUAGAUGUCAGGCUUAUUACACACCGUCUCUAUGCUCCAGUAACUGGUCAGUAUUGAGCCAAAAAGCAAAAAUGACAGGGCCUCACCACCUGCAGACGCACUUCAACUUUUGUUAGAAAUUUUAAAAGAACUUGCUACUAGAAAUGUCUUUUACACACAGAUACUCUAGAGCACAGUUUCAGACAAUUCAAACACAACUGAGUUUAUAAAGAGAGUGUUAGAAAAUGUAACUUUUCUUUGCAAUAGCUGAACAGGGCCGUGUAUAUAUUUAAACUGUUUUCUAUUGGACAGUUCAUGAAGUGUGGUGAUACCAUGUGGAUCUGUAACACUGAUGAGCGGUAGAUGUAAAAUACUUCAACUUAAAAGUCCUUGUGAAUCUACAGGCCUCUGAGGCGACAAUCCUGUACAGAAAUCGAGAAUUGUAAACCUUGACUAAACGUAUUAAAGCUUCCGUAGAACACUGA
Acanthopagrus latus (yellowfin seabream) is the source of this 2650-nucleotide messenger RNA. RefSeq names its product guanine nucleotide binding protein (G protein), alpha transducing activity polypeptide 1 (gene gnat1). NCBI's taxonomy places the organism in Eukaryota, Metazoa, Chordata, Actinopteri, Spariformes, Sparidae. The record is from RefSeq and is a predicted model, not a curated record. The coding region runs from base 773 to 1825 and encodes 350 amino acids. Gene Ontology annotation, molecular function: GTPase activity; G-protein beta/gamma-subunit complex binding; G protein-coupled receptor binding. Gene Ontology annotation, cellular component: heterotrimeric G-protein complex. The transcript has 9 exons. Gene Ontology annotation, biological process: adenylate cyclase-modulating G protein-coupled receptor signaling pathway.